GUCAGAUCUCUUCCCCCCUUUUCUCACGUUUUUUUCCGUCUUGCCUUUUGCCUCCCUCUUCCUCCUUUUCUUUCUGAUCCGGAGUAUACCAGCUGUGCUGUCACUCCUUCUCCGUUGUGCAUCGUUAUCAUCAUAAUUACCAGGGCUGUCACUCAUUUCCAGCCCCAUUCGCUCUUUCAUCUCGCUUUCCCGACAGGCAGCGCCAUCGGCCAACGCCGCGCAUCGAUUUCGACGCUCCAAGCUAGAGUCUACACCACACUCCAAUUCGCAUAUAAGUUCGAACAUUUCCACCGCCACCAUGUAUUUCGUCAAGGCUAUUCUCGUCACCUGCACCGCAUUUGCCCCGUUUGCUUCUGCUGCAGUCCAGGCCACGCCCACCGCGACUGCCCCAACCCCGACCUUGUCCUCUUUCGGCGCACCCGCCAACAGUAAUAGCAGAGGCAACAGCAGCGUCGAAAUCAACAGCGCCAGUAGAAGCAGCGCCGGGUUUCAGUUCAGCUCCUUCGCCAAGCCAAGCCAUACGCCGAGCUCUAGUCGUCGCAUCUCCAGCUCUGAUAUUGCCAGUUCAUCACUUGCUAGCUCCUCAGCCAUCACUUCUUUCACCAGAUCCUAUAUCACUAAGGCGUCGGCUCGUCCGACCACCGAACUAUCGACACAGGCAAGUUCGAAAUCGGACUCCGAAUCUGGCUCUGGCUCCGCCUCCGGCUCAACCACGACCAUGGCCGCGGCUGUAUCAUCUGCUACCCACACGGGCGCUGCUGUUCCAGGCGCCAAGCUCUCCAGUGGCAUGGCUGCGGGGGUCCUGGUUGCUGCAGGAUUUGUUAUGCUGUAA
Aspergillus heteromorphus CBS 117.55 is the source of this 832-nucleotide messenger RNA. Its product is annotated as putative extracellular serine-rich protein. Lineage: Eukaryota; Fungi; Ascomycota; Eurotiomycetes; Eurotiales; Aspergillaceae. The record is from RefSeq and is a predicted model, not a curated record. The coding region runs from base 299 to 832 and encodes 177 amino acids. The transcript is spliced from 2 exons.